UCUCAACCUUGCAAAAGAAACAGCAAAUGAUGGAGCUUUCAAAAAGAUACGGCGUCUUCUUGCUCCUUAUCUGUCUCUUUCUCUCACUCGCCUCACAACCUUCCCUAGCUAGGCCUUCCAGAAAACUCAAACCGUGCAAGCACAUCGUGCUUUACAUGCAUGACAUAAUCUUCAAAGGCAAUAACUCGGCCAACGCGACCGAGGCUGCUGCAACGAGUCCGGUUGGGCUUGGGCCUUUUAGCUUUGGUCAGGUGUCCAUAUUCGAUGACCCCAUGACCAAAGACCAGAACCUGCAUUCUCCCCCGGUGGCCCGGGCUCAGGGUUUCUAUUUUUACGAUAUGAAGACUGCGCCGAGCGCCUGGUUCGCCUUUACCUUGGUUUUCAACUCGACCGAGUAUAAGGGCACUAUAAACGUCAUGGGGUCCGAUUUUAUUCCGGCAAAGACUAGGUAUCUCUCGGUUGUUGGCGGAACUGGAGAUUUCUUCAUGACUAGAGGGAUUGUUGAGCUUCAGACAGGUGGUUUUGUUCUGUAUGAGUAUUUUCGAUUGAAGAUGGAUGUUAAGUUGUACGAGUGCUAUUAGGAACUAAAACAAAGUCUCUAGUCACGGGUCCUUUGGAGUUUUAGGAUUUUGGAGAACGUGCGUGACUAGGGUUUGGGAAUUUUAGGGGAUGUCUUUUCAAGUUCCAAUGUCGGUCACUAGCUAUCCAAGGUGUUGCUUGUCAAAUUGUCAUCUUCAGAUAUAUGAUGUA
Molecule: messenger RNA, 750 nt
Organism: Eucalyptus grandis
Lineage: Eukaryota; Viridiplantae; Streptophyta; Magnoliopsida; Myrtales; Myrtaceae
Product: dirigent protein 5
Exons: 1
Coding region: 27-581 (184 amino acids)
Source: RefSeq, a predicted model, not a curated record